Messenger RNA from Chanos chanos (milkfish), 4728 nucleotides. It is a transcript of the gene neo1a, whose product is annotated as neogenin 1a. Bases 1 to 4542 code for a protein of 1513 amino acids. The transcript is spliced from 31 exons. The record is from RefSeq and is a predicted model, not a curated record. Lineage: Eukaryota; Metazoa; Chordata; Actinopteri; Gonorynchiformes; Chanidae. Gene Ontology annotation, biological process: cell-cell adhesion. Gene Ontology annotation, cellular component: membrane. Gene Ontology annotation, molecular function: protein binding.
AUGCCCACCCACAUCAGCCCACCCUGUGGCUGCAUCACUGCCACUGCUGCAUUCCAGGCCUGGCAGCUCAAGCUGCCGGUGAGGCUGCGCUGCUCCACCUCAGUGAUUGUGGAUUUGGCUGUGUGCCAGGAGAGCUCUCUAGACAAUAUCCACCUGUGUUACUUGGGGGUCCUGUGUAUGGCUUUGCUGCUCCCCUAUGGUGCUGACACCUGGUUCUGGAUGCACUGUCCAGAUCUGCCUCACCAGCUCUGUUCAGCAUUGAGGCCCUUCACUUCCUUUGGGUUCUCUGUGGAGCCAUCUGAUACUCUGGCAGUGCGAGGAUCCCCUGCCCUACUCAACUGCUCUGUGUACAGCGACAGCCCGGCAAGGGUAGAGUGGAGGAAGGACGGUGCUUUUCUCAGCCUGGGCUCAGACGAGCGCAAGCAGCUGCUGCCGGACGGUUCCCUCCUCAUCACCUCGGUGGUACACUCCAAACACAACAAACCCGAUGAGGGCGUCUACCAGUGUGUGGCCUCCAUAGACAACCUGGGCACCAUCAGCAGCCGAACAGCACACCUCAAUGUGGCAGGCAUGCCUAGGUUCACCAGUCAACCUGAAGGAGCUUCUGUUUGGCAAGGAGACAGCCAGGUUAUGAGCUGUGAAAUGAAUCCAGAGCUGGUCUCCUUUUCACGCUGGGAACGAAACAAGGAGCCAGUCCAGCUGGACCAGCGUGUCUUCAUGUUGCCCAGUGGAGCCUUGGUCAUCAGCAAUGCCUCAGAGGUGGAUGUGGGUUUUUACCGAUGUGUGCUGGAGAACGCAGGUCCCGUGAGGAACAGUGAAGAGGCUGAACUGCGGCUAAUACCUGACACCGGAGAGGAGAGAGGGCUGGAGUUCAUAAGACAGCCGGAGCCUGUGUCUAAGGCCGUGGGGGAGAAUGUGCUGCUUCCCUGUGUGGUGACAGGCUACCCUGCGCCCUAUGUCAGAUGGAUGCACAACGACCAGCUUAUUGAGGAGAGCGACAGUCGCUUUGAGGUGCUCGGGGGUGGCAGUCUGCGGAUUUUCAACCUGACCCAAGAAGAUGCUGGACUAUACUCCUGUAUGGCCGACAAUGUGAAUGACUCUAUUGAAGCCCAAGCAGAACUUACAAUACAAGUUCCCCCAACAUUCCUGAAGAAACCUAACAACAUUUAUGCCCAUGAAUCCAAGGACAUUGUCUUUGAAUGUGAGGUCAUGGGCUCACCUGCUCCAACUGUCAAAUGGCUCAAGAAUGGAGAAGCUGUCAUUCCCAGUGACUACUUCAAAAUCAUUAGGGAGCAUAAUCUGCAGGUUCUGGGUCUGGUGAAGACAGAUGAGGGUUUUUACCAGUGUUUGGCUGAGAAUGACGCAGGCAACGUGCAGGCCAGCGCACAGCUCAUCAUCCUGGACCACGCCAUUCCCUCACCCCCACCCACUUCACUGACCCGUUCCACUGCUGACCAUCUAACGCCAGGCUCCGGAGGCAGCGCUGGCCCCACCCCCUCCGCCCCACGUGAUGUGGUGGCUUCCCUGGUGUCUACCCGUUUCAUCAAGUUGACCUGGCGCCAGCCUGCAGAACCACAUGGAGAGGACAUCACCUACUCUGUGUAUUACAGCAAGGAUGGAGCCAACCGGGAGCGAAUAGUGAAUACCAGUCGCCCAGGGGAAACUCAAGUCACUAUUCAGAACCUCAUGCCCGAUACUAAAUACGCCUUUCGGGUGGUAGCUCUGAACAGACAUGGCCUUGGGGAGAGCUCCACACCCCUGAGGGUGGCCACACAACCUGAGGUGCAAGUGCCAGGACCAGCCCCCAACUUCCACGCUGUGCCCAUGUCUCCCACCUCAGUUGCCCUCAGCUGGGAGAAGCCGCUCACGGGCAAUGGAGAGAUCCUGAAUUAUAAACUGUACUACAUGGAGAGGGGUUUGGAAAAUGAGCGGGACACUGAUGUUGGAGGUCUUUCCUACACUAUGACUGGAUUGAAGAAGUUCACAGAAUACAGUUUCAGAGUUGUAGCCUACAACAAGCAUGGGCCUGGAGUCUCCACAGAGGACGUAACUGUGCAGACCUUCUCUGAUGUUCCUAGCGCGCCCCCUCAGAAUCUGACCGUGGAAGUCUUGAACUCAAAGAGCAUCAUGGUCAGGUGGCAGCCCCCGCCCGCAGAUGCUCAGAAUGGCGAGAUCAUUGGUUAUAAAGUGCGUUACAGGAAGGGUACAAGGAAGAGUGAGGUGACAGAGUUGACCUCAGGAACACAACUCCAUCAGCUCAUAGAAGGUCUCCAGCGUGGCACUGAGUACACGGUGCGAGUGUCGGCCAUCACAGUGAAUGGCUCCGGGCCAGCCACAGACUGGACCACUGCAGAGACUUUUGAAAGUGACCUGGAUGAGUCACGGGUUCCAGACAUGCCCAGCUCGUUGCAUGUGCGACCUCUUGUGAACAGUAUCGUGGUGAGCUGGACUCCACCAGAGAACCAGGACAUAGUGGUUAGAGGCUACACUAUUGGAUAUGGUAUAGGCAGCCCCCAUGCACAAACCAUUAAAGUAGACUACAAACAGCGAUACUACAGCAUCGAUAACCUAGAUCCCAGCUCACACUACGUUAUCACUCUGAAGGCCUUCAACAAUGUGGGGGAAGGUAUCCCUGUGUAUGAGAGUGCCAUUACAAGACCCCAAUCAGACCCCAUAGACCCUGAUGUUGAUUUGUACGACCUUUUCCAUGCUCCAUACACUCCAGUACCAGAUCCCAUACCCAUGCUGCCUCCAGUGGGUGUUCAGGCCUCUGUUCUGAGCCAUGACACCAUCAAAGUCACCUGGGCUGACAAUUCUCUGCCCAAGAACCAGAAGAUCACAGACGCACGCUACUACACUGUGCGCUGGGUGACCAACAUACCCGCAAACACUAAGUAUAAGACAGCGAACACUACCACCCUAAGUUACAUGGUGACUGGUCUGAAGCCCAAUACACUCUAUGAGUUCUCUGUUAUGGUUACCAAGGGCAGGAGAACCAGCACCUGGAGCAUGACUGCUCAUGGAACAACAUUUGAGACAAUCCCAAGCUCCCCUCCUAAGGACGUGACUGUGGUGAGCAAGGAGGGACGUCCUCGCACCAUCAUAGUCAACUGGCAGCCUCCGUCAGAGGCGAAUGGCAAAAUCACAGGCUAUAUCAUCUAUUACAGUACAGACGUGAAUGCAGAGGUGCAUGACUGGGUCAUUGAGCCUGUGGUAGGUAAUAGACUGACCCAUCAGAUUCAGGAGCUGACCGUGGACACCACCUAUUACUUUAAGAUUCAAGCCCGCAACUCCAAAGGGAUGGGCCCCAUGUCUGAGGCUGUGCAGUUUCGUACUCCUAAAGCUGAAUCCUCUGACAAAAUGGCUAAUGACCAAGCCUCUGGUAUGCCUGGUGUCAAACCAGGAAUCAGACCCUCUGUCUCGGAUCCUGGCUCUGGAUCUGCAGUUGGGAAAUCAGGCAUGGCUGGCACCAGUGACCACCACAUCUUGGUUAUCAUCAUCAUCAUCUCGGUGGGGGCCUUCACCAUUAUUGUGGUGGUGGUGGGAGCCUUCCUGUGCACUCGCCGCACUACCUCACAGCAGAAAAAGAAACGUGCCGCAUGCAAAUCUACUAAUGGAUCCCACAAGUACAAAGGCAACUCCAAAGACUUAAAGCCACCAGAUCUUUGGAUUCACCAUGAGCGUUUGGAGCUCAAACCAAUUGACAAGUCCCCCGAACCCAAUCCGGUUAUGACCGAUACCCCUAUCCCCCGCACCUCCCAAGACAUCACGCCAGUGGAUACCACCAUGGACCCAAUGCUACAGAGACGUAACUCCAGCUCCUACCGCGGCCAUGAGUCAGAGGACAGCAUGUCUACGCUGGCAGGGCGUCGGGGAAUGAGGCCUAAAAUGAUGAUGCCCUUUGAUGCUCAGCCCCCUCAGCCUGUGAUUAGUGCUCACCCCAUCCAUUCGCUCGAUACUCAUCAGCACCAUUAUCACUUGGGCAGCCUGGCCUCGCCGACACGCAGCUAUCUCCACCACCAGACCAACUCACGGCCAAUCACCACCCCCACAUCUCACCUAGACAGGGCCGACUCCUCAGAGUCAGUGAGGAACACACCAAGCACAGACCUCCUUCCCAGUUCAGCCCAGCCCCUCUGCACUACUGACCACUCAGAGACUGACGUCAGCUACCACAGCUCAGCAACAGAGGAGGAGCCUAGCUAUAACCCGCCCACCGCCCACGUACGCCCCUCACACCCUCUGAAGAGCUUUGCAGUGCCAGCUAUACCACCCCACAAUCCCACAUUUGAUUCCCCAGCACUCCCCACCACCCCACUGCUGUCUCAGACAGGGCCACACUCAGCAAAGACUGCCUCCAUUGGCACUCUGAGUAGGACAAGGACACCAAUGCCUGUUAUAGUGCCCAGUGCACCAGAAGUGUCAGAGACCAGCAGAAUGAAGGAGGAUAUUGACAGCAACUAUGAUACGGAUGAGUUGACAGAAGAGAUGGCCCAUCUGGAGGGUUUAAUGAAGGACCUAAAUGCCAUCACGACAGCCUGAGAACAGCCCGCACUCCCACACUCACCUGUGCAGGGAGCACACUCAACAUGUUCUCAAUCCCUCAGAAAACCGAGAGAGAGAGAGAGAGAAAAGAAGCAACUAGACGCAACCUUUGGGCUUACCUUGCUUACUCUCAGGAAGGAGAUGGCCAUUGUAUAAAGACAGUUCACAUUUCGAAACGGAGUG